AUGGCUCCUCGAGCUGGCUUCAAUACGGACCAGAUAAAGGACAAAGCGCGCAAGGACCUCCUCUACCUGCUCGAGGCUGUCCGGGGGAAGAAGAACCUCAUUCUUGAGCGCAGCUUAGCGGGCCCGAUCAGUACCAUCGUCAAGGUCGCUACUCUCCAGGAAUACGGCGUAGACAAGUUCUUCUUCCUCGAGAACAAGAACGCCGACACCAGCCAGCGAAAUGUCAUCUUCAUAGCCCGCGGCGAGUGCGCUCGCCAUGCGUCAGCCAUAGCAGAGCAGAUCCGUCGCUUACAGCGAGAGAGCCAAACAGGCCAUGAAUUCCACAUCUUCUGGGUGCCUCGACGAACACUCGUCUCCGACAAGUUGCUCGAGGAGGCCGGCGUAUUGGGCGACGUGAACAUCUCUGAACUGCCUUUAUACUUCUUCCCGCUUGAGAAGGAUCUUCUCUCCCUCGAGUUGGAUGAGUCUUUCCGCGACCUGUAUCUCUCGAAAGAUGUCACUCCGUCAUUCCUGCUCGCCAAGGCAUUGAUGGAGAUCCAACAGAAUCACGGCUUGUUUCCCCGAAUCAUCGGCAAAGGCGACAACGCAAAACGAGUUGCGGAGCUCCUAGCACGAAUGCGACAAGAGAUACUUGCGGGCGAGGAUGCGAACGAGACGAAUCGAGGUGGCUUGGCACCAAGCACACUCACCGAAAGCGUUAUAAUAAUCGACCGCGAAGUGGAUUUUGUCACUCCUCUGUUAACUCAACUGACCUACGAGGGACUCAUCGACGAAGUAUUCGGCAUCCAGAACAACCAAGCUGAAGUUGAUACGACAGUUGUCGGUGCCCCUUCUCAAUCCUCAGCGACAAGCGCGCAAGCCAGGAAACGCAAAAUCCAGCUGGAUUCCUCUGAUAAAUUAUACGAACAACUUCGCGACACAAAUUUCGCCAUUGUCGGUAGCUUGCUGAACAAAGUCGCUCGGCGACUUCAGAAUUUGCAAAAGGACUACGAAGGACGAAACAGCCACAAAUCCAUCGCUGAGCUCAAGGACUUUGUCAGUAAGCUGCCCGGAUAUCAAGCGGAGCAGCAAAGCCUGCGCAUACAUACAGGUCUAGCAGAGGAGGUCAUGAAGUACACACGGACAGACCAGUUCAAAGGUCUCUUGGAAGCUCAGCAGAAUCUAGCUGCUGGCGCGGACCCUUCCUCACAAUUCGAAGCCAUCGAGGAAUUAAUCGCCCGCGACACACCGUUACCAGAAGUGCUGAGGCUGCUUUGCAUUUACUCAUGCAUAUCAGGCGGCAUCAAACCGAAGGAAUUCGACCAGUUCCGACGACUUAUCCUCGAGGGCUACGGCUAUCAGCACAUCCUCACGCUUAAUAACCUCGAGAAGCUUCAAUUAUUCUUGUCGCGCUCUUCUCCAUUGGCAGAAAUGAUCCCGAUGACUGGCUCUGGUGGCAACACAACAGGGACAAAGACGAACUACACGUAUCUCCGCAAACUUCUGCGUCUCAUCGUCGAUGAAGUUCAGGAAGACGAUCCAAACGACAUCGCCUAUGUAUACAGCGGGUAUGCGCCACUGUCAAUCCGUCUUGUACAAUGUGUGCUGCAAAAGCAGUAUCUGCUCAAAGUCACCAGAGGCAAUGGCGCAAGUGGUGCGACAGGAGCGUCCGCGGCUCAGGGCUGGCACGGCUUCGACGAGGCCGUAAAGCACGUCCGCGGGCAGACAUUCUACGAGCUGCAAAAGGGUGAGGAGAAGGCCGUCAAAGCUCGAGCGUUGCUUUCGGGAGGCACAGAGAAGCAAACGGUAUUUGUGGUGUUCGUCGGAGGUAUAACAUUCACCGAAAUCGCUGCUUUGCGGUUCAUUGCAAAGCAGGAAGAAGCUCGGAGAAACAUCGUCAUCUGCACAACAUCGAUCAUUAGCGGAGACCGAAUGAUGGAUGCGGCAAUUGAGAAGGAUUCGUUUGCAAGAGAUAACGUCAAGCCGUGCCUUUUCGGUAUACCGCGACUUGACCUGCAUCGGGACGGCUCAAUCAAGCACCGAACACGGGACAGUGCCCUGCAGCUGGGGCAAGUGGCGUCUCCGCAGUCAAAAGAAUCGACGACACCAACGCCGUCAAGUCGAAUCUCAUCAGAAGCAAUUUCAGAAAUUGCCCCGGAAAUCGUCGUGUGGACAGAAGACAUGGACAUGGACCUGGAUGACUCAAGCCUGGAUGAGGCGGAACAUCCUUCCGGCACAUUAUCGGACCCUGAUUCACCAAUGCCCGAGGACGCGGCUGCUCCGUUAGAGACCCUCCGCAUCCAGUCACACGAUACCCCUCACGAAUCUUUCGAGUCGCCGAUGACCAAUUUGUCUGAUCACGACCAGUCUGAGCUUUCAUCGGUCCCGCCGUCGGUGUCUAGUAAGGCAACGACCCCUGUUGAACUGGACGGGCAUACGGAAGAGUCUAUACCGUCAGCAGAGACCCCUCCGGUACGCGAGGCAUUGCGACAGACCUUCAACGUGAAGCCGAAGUCGUCCAUACCCUCGAAUUUAUCAAGCUAUGAAUAUGCAAGGCAAUGCAUAGAAGCAGCCGAGUCAUCGAGACUAAACCCGUAUGCCCUGCACCAGGAAGAAUAUCAGAUGCUGCGACAACACAUCAGCCAUGUUCAAGUCACCACGUAUCUGAAUAUCAGGAACGGCAUCCUCCGGCUCUGGUACAAUAACCCACGUGUUGCAGUGACAAGGAACGAAGCGGUUGGUUGCGCUGGUGCCAGAUGGGUUGACGUCGCAAGUAUAUGUUACGAUUGGCUGUUACGACGCGGGUAUAUCAACUUUGGCUGUGUAGAGUUUCCAGCGACGAACGAUCGACAAGAAGAAGAAGAAGACGUAGAGGCAGAAGUCCCGCUUAACAAGAAAAGGAUUGUGAUCAUCGGUGCUGGUAUGUCCGGCUUGGGCUGCGCCAGACAUUUGGACGGCUUAAUACGGCAGUAUGAGGAUCGUUUCCGGGCGCUCGGAGAGCCAGUGCCUGAAAUAGUCGUACUGGAAGGGCGUGGGCGAGUGGGUGGAAGGGUCUACUCGAGGGAGUUCAAAACAAAACCGACAAUACCACUGUCCGAUUUUGACGGGGAACGGUUCACCGCCGAAAUGGGCGGCAUGAUCAUCACUGGCUUCGAACGCGGCAACCCGAUGAACGUUCUCGUGCGUGCGCAAUUGUGCCUCCCAUACCGUGCCCUGAGAUCGGAAACGACAAUUUACGAUUCCAGUGGCAAGCCGGUGGAUUUUGCAAGGGACCAGCUCGUAGAGAGGCUCUACAAUGACUGCUUAGAUCGCGUCAGCGAAUACAAGUUCAAGUCACAGCCCGCCAAGCUUAUCGAGGGCAAUCGAGACUUGAUUGACGAGGCGCGAGACGCCGUGAGUGACGGCCACAGGACAAUUCACCAAGCUGAGGAAGCGGUGGCGGCUCUCCCACAUGCACCGCCCGUUUCGCAACAAAAUGUCCCCGAACGAGUAAACCUGGUGCCGGUCUCGUCAGAUAAGCUCACUGGCCGCGUCCACACUCAGCCUGGCACACCAGGUGUACUCAAGGCAACCGAGAAAGCCCAGGCAAUGGGGUGGACGUUGAAGACCGGUUUGGCAAACGACGCCAAUAUCGAUCUGAACGAGGCUGUUACUCUGCCAGCGGCCACGCUCGGUUCGGUCAUGGACGAAGCCGUCCUUCAAUACCGCAACAUUGUCGACCUGACUGCCCAAGAUCACCGUCUCAUCAACUGGCACGUUGCGAAUCUGGAAUACAGUAACGCUACAAAUCUUCAUAAUCUCAGUCUUGGAGGCUGGGACAUUGACGCUGGCAAUGAGUGGGAAGGCAAGCACACCAUGAUCGUCGGUGGCUACCAAAGCGUUCCCAGGGGCCUCAUGCACUGUCCCACUCCUCUCGACGUACGCCCGAAAUCCGCGGUCAAGAAGAUCACGUACCAAACACAGAAUAACGGGCGUGCUUCGAUUGAGUGUGAGGACGGGACGUCCAUCGACGCAGACUACGUCGUUUCGACGAUACCUCUGGGAGUCUUGAAACACGGCAACGUCGCGUUCGACCCGCCAUUGCCCGAGUGGAAGACGGAAGCAGUCACCCGUAUAGGGUACGGAGUGCUCAACAAGCUUGUACUGGUUUAUGAUCAACCAUUCUGGGAUACGCAAAGGCACAUCUUUGGCGUUCUUCGAGACGCUCCGAACCGCCACAGCCUAAACCAAAGCGACUACGGCUCUUCACGAGGCCGCUUAUUCCAGUGGUUCAACGUCACGCAGACCACCGGCAUACCGUGCCUCGUGGCCCUGAUGGCCGGUGAUGCCGGGUUUGAUACGGAGCACAGCAGUAACGAGGACCUCAUCGCCGAGGCGACAGAGGUCCUACGCAGCGUCUUCGGCCCCGGUGUGCCGUACCCCGCCGAGUCCGUAGUCACCCGCUGGGCUUCGGACAGGUUCGCGAGAGGAAGCUACUCCUCGGCCGGGCCGGAGAUGCACCCGGACGACUACGACGCCAUGUCGCGCCCCAUCGGCAACCUCUUCUUCGCUGGAGAACACACAAUCGGCACCCACCCGGCUACCGUCCAUGGAGCCUACCUCUCAGGACUCCGCGCCGCGUCAGAGGUUCUCGAGUCGAUGCUCGGCCCGAUAGAGGUCCCGACACCCCUUGUCCGAAGGAAAGGAAACAACGUGUCCAACAAGCGUAAAGAAAUGGAGGGACCCAAGGACCCGGAACAAAUCCGCCUGGAAGCCUACGAGCUCUCCGCCUGGGAACACACCAAAGCCAAAAUCGGCGAGCGGCCCGCACGCCCGGCCAAGGUAGCCGCCAACGCCUACCUCCUCUACAGCCGGGCCUUCUUCGAGGUCGCGCGCACGCGGUGCGAGGAGGAGCGCGCGGCGGCGGCCAGCAGCGGCAACGGCAACAAGAAGAAGACGGCGCCGAACGAGGUGCGCGUCAUGACGUCCAAGAUGUGGCGGGCCGCCUCCGUGGAAGAGAAGAAGCCGUUCGAGGACGAGGCCGCCGCGCAGAAGACGGCGUACGCCGAGGCCGUAAAGCAGUACGAGGAGACGUCGGCGCGGUGGGAUAAAGAGUACGUCGAGACCAUGAGCGCGUAUCACCGGGAGCACCCGUACGUGCCGCUCCAGCAGAACGGAGGAGGAGGGAGCGGUAGCGGCGGUGGGAAUAGUUACAGUGCUGCUACGGCGCGGCAAAGGGAGAUUAAUGCGCAAAAGUACCGCAGGACGAAGCAUGUCAGCUACGCCGAAAGUGACGGUAGCGAGAUGGAGUUUUGA
Molecule: messenger RNA, 5274 nt
Organism: Colletotrichum abscissum
Lineage: Eukaryota; Fungi; Ascomycota; Sordariomycetes; Glomerellales; Glomerellaceae
Product: flavin containing amine oxidoreductase
Exons: 7
Coding region: 1-5274 (1757 amino acids)
Biological process (GO): intracellular protein transport; vesicle-mediated transport
Cellular component (GO): fungal-type vacuole; CORVET complex
Molecular function (GO): oxidoreductase activity; protein binding
Source: RefSeq, a predicted model, not a curated record